AUGUCGACUUCCAUGUCCCCCUCGGCAUCUUCGUCGCCGCCGCAGCCGGCACCCUGCACGUCGAGUCCGUCUGCUCUCUCUACUCCAUCUCUUGCCACCGACGCUGAGGCGCUGCAUCCUCAUCAGCCUCCGCUGCGUGCACGCCUGCAUGCUCUGCUCCACCACUCGGACUCCCACUCCAACUCCAGUCCUGCUCUGUCUCCUAGUUCCGACGCUCCAAGUCAUCACCAUACAGACCUCGACCCAUUGUCCAGCUCAACGUCAAUACAAAGCGCUGCCCAUGCCUCGUCCUCCUCUCUCAAGCUCGACAGCUCGCCGCGACAGCGCAAGCGUCCCCGAGGCGCCGUCCAUGUCUUGUCCAGGGCCAGCGUGCCUUCCUCAUCUACUGCCAACGCAGCUGCUUUGGCAUCUUCGCCUCCGCCAAAGCUCGCAGCUUUGCCUCGCUCCGUCACUGCAUCCAACUUGGAGCGCAUCGCAGGUGCGGCCGCUCAACGCUCCGACUCGCAGUCCUCUGGCCCUUCAAGAGCGUCCAGCCUCGACCCCUCUCAUCUUUCCACAGAUCCGAGUCUCUCUUCGGCAGUUCCAGGCCCGUCACAGCCACAACCUGCGCAGACGCAGCCUCAACCACGCCAGCGUCCUUCCAUCAAGGUGCGCAUCAUCACUUGGAACAUGCACGACAGCGUCCCCAAGGGUGACCUCCAAGUCUUGCUCGGUAAAGCGGGUCAAUACGUCGCACCUGAUCCUGAUUGGGAUAUUAGCUACGAUAGUGCCAGUGAAGACGAGGACGAGAAACAGCAGCAAUCGGAUCCAGACCGCGCUCCGCAAAGAGGUGCACAUGUUGUAGGCCAGGAGCAUGUGCCUAGAGCGGAUCGCAUUCCUCCACUUCCACACAACGACUCGCAUCCUUACCACCUGUUGGUCAUCGCAGGACAAGAGUGUCCGUGGGGCGACGGCAAGCGUUUGGCGACCAGUGUAGGCAUGGCGGGCGAGCUCGGCGAUUUCGGCAAGCAAAAGACUCGUGCCGCCAAAGAAAAGGACAAACCCAAGCACACCAAGACCAAGGACAAGCAACGCUCAGGCGACAGCGAUAGCCUCUCCAAUCCUUCCGCUGAGCCUUCCAAAUCAGCGCACUCGAUCACCGACGAAACACCCUCCUCGAACAAGGACGGCCUUCAAGGUCCGACCGAAGAUCAUGGCUUCCCAUUUCUUUCUGGCCCGCUCUCCUCAGCGCUUCCCGGUCAACCGCUCGCCUCGCCCAUGAUCGGCGGCAGCUCCAUGCCUGGCUUCGGCACCUCGUCUGAAGCUAAUAACGACGACAAGCUCGUCGCCUGGCCCAACCUUGGCGGCAAAGGCUGGAGUGAUCUCUGCGAAGACUGGCUCUGUCGCAACCAGCUUUCGAAAAAGGAAAAGGAAAAGGAGCACAAGGAGAAAUCCUUCAUCAGCGGCGCACGCCUUGCUCGGGCUCUCUCGCACUCGGCAUCUCGCAAAGAUUUCGCUCAGUCUCGCGAGUCGUUGACGGAUCCUCAGCAAGCUGUGCCCUUCCACUCAGUUUCAGCCGCUGUGACGCCCGAUCUCUCGCGCGCAGCCAGCCCGGUCGCUAUCCCCACCAGCGUCAGUCUUCCGGGCACGCCGAACCAGAGCACAUUUGACGGGUUUGCGCUCUCGUCGGAUGCGUCGCCUGCUGAAGCGCUUGCCGGCGCCGCCAGCAGCGCCGAUAAGAGAAGACGAUUGAUGCCAAAGCUCAAUGUCGGUCGCGCCGAGCUUGCGAAGAAGAUAGCGACGGCUUCAGGCCGCUCAAGUCCUGCCGUCUUCACGGAUACCGAAUGCGUUGCGUCUCCGGUGCUGCUCUCGCCUACGGCCGUGUUGCCCAGGAGCGGGUCGCAGCCGUUUCAGGCGCCUUCACAGCAAGCUGCUGCUGAGCAAGCGAUACAAGCCGGCGACCCAGCGAAAGAGGCAUCCUCCACAAACUCAGGUGGGUGGUUGGCUGUCCCUGGUACACCUGCUAUGAGCCGUAUGAGCUCGUCGCAUAGUUUAUCGAAGCUGGCAGCAGCUGGGGGGGAGGCUGCUGCCUCGCGCUCGGUCUCGCCUGCGGGUACCGAGGUGCACGUGGAGCCGCCGACACCGUCUCGCUCUCCAUCGCCGUAUCCGCAAGCACCUUCUACAGCGGCAGCAGCAGCAAGCGCCAGCGGCCAGAUGCCACGCGAGACUGCGUCUCCUGCCCCCGAAGGCUCCAGCAGCAUCCCAAAGGGUCCCGAGCGGGCGUUUGCCGACUCGAUCCCGAAAGCGUUAGGUCCGUACGAGCUGGUGAUCAAGGAGCGCAUGAUGGGCUGCUACAUGGCAGUCUACGUCUGGCGCGGGUGCAAGGAUCGCGUACGUGGCGCAUCUCGCUCGCACGUCAAGUCCGGCCUCCUCGCUGGCCGCGUCGGCAACAAAGGCGGCGUCGGCAUCUCGCUCAAGCUUGGCACCACUCGGCUUUUGUUCGUCAAUGCACACCUCGCAGCGCACGAAGACAAGGUCGCGCUCCGCCUCGCCAACGUCGCCAAGAUCAAAGCCGCGCUCAAAGUGGAUUCGUUCCUCCCGCCCGACGACCCGCGAUCACGUGCGGAGGACAUCACGGAGCAGUUUGACCAUACGUUCUGGUUUGGCGACUUGAACUUUAGGAUUGACAUUUCGCGCCAGCAUGCGGACUGGCUGAUGAUGAACAAGAAGUACGACCAGGCAUUGGCAUUUGAUCAGUUGGGCAAGGUGUUGAAGGAGGGCGACGCGUUUAAGGGGUUCAAGGAGGCACCAAUCCAUUUCCCACCGACGUACAAGUAUGAUGUGUUAAAGACACUCAAGAUUAAGCGGAGUCGGACGCAGACGUCGGUAAGGAGCGCAAUGGAUGUCUCUGGUACUGCGAAUGUGGCGCCACUCUCGGACGUGGUUGGGACACCGCUGGGGGAGAGUGUAAUCCCGGAGGAAAGCCCGGCUUGCUUUGACCCUCCCGAGGGGCAAGUGGAGCCGCACACAGAUGUGAGUGCAUCAUUCGUGGCGCCGAGCGAGAUCGACACAGAUGCGUUCUCCACCCGCGACACGCCGAGAUACGGCGGCUCAUUCAACGCCGGCGAUGACAGCUUGGCGACAGCGACAGAGGCGCAGGAUCCAGACCGCUCCGACGAGGACCGAUACUCGAUCGCCUCGUCUUCCGCUUUUGGCUCGGUCGCCUCUUCCUCGGGCUUUGCGCGCUCCUACCAGCUGCAAGAAGCUAAAAUAGCCGAGCCUCCUAUCGAUCCGGCUCUGGUGCGGGAGCGCGAACUCGAGCUGCAGAGGCAGCGCCAACUCGCCGAAAACACGAGCGCCGCUCAGGGUCCACGCUUUUUCUCCCAAGGCGCAGCGAUCAAGGCCAAGUUCAAGAUCAUGGACAUGAUGCGCAGCGCUACGCAGUCGAAUCUCAAAGAGAAGAUUACCAGCGCCGUGUCUGCAGAUGGGCAGCAGGGCGGGCGGAAGAAGUGGCUCAACGUUCUAACCGAGUCGCCGAAGAAGUCGGUGGCGCCCGCUUCGGCAUCGAGCGACAACUACUCUCUGGUCGACUCGGUCGGGUCGCUGCCGUCGCCGCGUACCGAGCUAUCCACGUCUGUGCCCGACGCCGACGAGUCGUGCUCCAUGGGUGGCCGACGCGGCAGCAUGUUAUCGUCCGAGGGCCAUCUCUCAGGCAGCAGUGUUGGUCAUGGCGACAUGCCUACCUUCCGCAACGUGCUCAGCGGAGAUGGACAGGUCGUCUCCACCGACACGGAGGCCGAGACUGCAGCCGUGGCGCCCAUUCGAGCAGGACCGCGCCGUUCGUCGCUGCAGAUGGUCAAGGCCACCGCGCUCGCAGCGGCCAAAGCGCAGCGGGAGGCGAAAUACCCGCAUCUCACGGGGGCUACCGCGGAGCAGAUCGACUUUCUGGAAGCACAGCCGUACGAUACGAGCGCCAAGCAGAGGGUGCCUUCAUGGUGCGAUCGCGUGCUGUUCCGGUCCACGGUUCCGCUGGAUGACGAGGACGAGGAGGAUAAGGGCGGAGCGGCGCAGGAGGUGAGGUUGGGCUCGAGGGUGGGGCAUGCGCUGUCAAAUGCGUUGAAGGGGCCGUUGAGGCAGGCGGCAGAGCGGAGGCAGAGGAGCGCGUCGACGGGUCUCAUGGCGGCCGUGGCGGCGAGCACGAGCAUUCCUUUUGUCCACCACGAGCAAGUCGAGCUGGGUGAAGACCCGUCCCCGGCGCACUUGGACGAAAAGCAACCCCACACUGCUGCUCCGCUCACAACAGAGCCGGCCAAAGCAGAAGCCCCGCGCUCGCCAACGACCGCCGCACAGCACACACGCCCUCCGCACCUCUUGCAGCGCUUCCUGCACCCGAGUCGGCGACGCCAUCAGAUGAAGGCGCUCACGCCCAGCCUGACGUUUUCCGACCUGACGCACGAACCUUGGGGUCGCCGCGCGCUCAGGAGCAGCAGUAACAGUAUCGAUCUGCCCGCCAGCUCGACGACGCCCGAAGCAGGCGCCGGGCUGGGUUUGUCCGGGUUGCCAGCGGGGUUGGAGGCCAGGGCGAUCAGCAGUGUGGAUUUGCCGAGCCAGGUCGAAGAGCGCGAGGGGCGGUUCGGUGGCGUGGCGAGGGCGCGCGUCGUGAUUCCGCCGAGGCAGUCAAGUUCGGGGGCCGGGGGCCCUGGGAAGCGCGCGCCGGUGCGGGUGAACAGUGCGGAGGCGGCGGUGGUGCGGCCGGCGGUGAGGUCGAUUUCGAUGGCGGCGCCGGUGGUGGAGCAGGUAUCGUCGCCGCCGCUGUUGUUGCCGCGUCGCAGGGUGUCGGCGAAUCUGUCGCCCGAUCGAGGUGGGUGGAUGGACAGUCUCUCGGCGCACCUGCCUGCGUUUUUCGCCCCGGCCAUCUCGGCGCUCCGCUCGCACCGCCAUCCGGCCGACGCGCUCGCACAGGACAAGGCUGCAGCCCCACAAGAGGCGGGCAAGCCGGCGGGCGAGGUGGAGCUGCUCGGUCCCAAGAGGGGCCAGAUCGAGUGCUUGCUGUACAAGUCGCUCGACGAUCGCGAAAUGCGCCUGUUAGAGGGGCGUUCCGACCACCGUCCUGUCAUCUUUGUCGGUGCUAUCGGCAUCUAG
Molecule: messenger RNA, 5121 nt
Organism: Sporisorium graminicola
Lineage: Eukaryota; Fungi; Basidiomycota; Ustilaginomycetes; Ustilaginales; Ustilaginaceae
Exons: 1
Coding region: 1-5121 (1706 amino acids)
Biological process (GO): phosphatidylinositol dephosphorylation
Molecular function (GO): phosphatidylinositol-4,5-bisphosphate 5-phosphatase activity
Source: RefSeq, a predicted model, not a curated record